Molecule: messenger RNA, 1028 nt
Organism: Amoebophrya sp. A25
Lineage: Eukaryota; Dinophyceae; Syndiniales; Amoebophryaceae
Source: the annotation of a GenBank genome assembly
AUAAUAUGUGCGCUGAAGCUGAAGUAUCCGUCGCGUGUCACGUUGCUGCGCGGCAACCAUGAGACGAGGCAAAUUACCCAGGUUUAUAUAUGGAUGCACUGAUUGAGAACGAAUGACUGGGGAUAUCGACUCGUACCCCUUCCAAGAGUUUCCACCUGAGGACGAAGGGAAAGAGUCGACAUUCCCAGGUAGACACACUCAAUCAGUAGCUCCAUUCAGUUCAUGGCUUUUACGCCGAGUGUCAGAAGAAGUAUGGGCAAGCAACUGGUCGAGAGGUGUGGGCGAGUUUCACAGACUUGUUCGACUUCUUGCCGAUCAGCUGCAAUGUCGGUAUUGUCUUUGCCAGUCCUUCUAUUUUUACUUCUUGCGAAACAUUUAGUUUCAGGCUUCUUGAUCCAGCACGAGAAGCGACAGAUUCUUUUACCAGUUGGUACACAUGAAGAAUUUAUUAAGUAGAUGAAAACUGGUGUCCUUGUCGUAUUUCUAUUUCUCUUUACUGAGCAUGUUUAGCGAGCACGCGUUUCCCCAUCUUUUACUACAAGAGCGGUGCACCUUUUCCUCACAACUUCUUACGUCACAGAGAACGUCUUUUUCGCGACGCAUGGAGGCUUGUCUCCAUCUAUCCAGCAUUUGGAUCAAAUCCGGGUUCUAGACCGUUUUAGCGAAAUUCCGCACGAAGGACCGCUUUCAGACCUGAUGUGGUCGGACCCGGAUCAAGAAAAGACUGGAUUUGUCGUUUCGCCGAGAGGUAUCUUCUAUAUGGUUUACAGAUAGUACCAUGGUCUUUUUUUUCAACACGGAAUUUUCCCGGAUUUAGUUGUAGUGCACGAGUUCGAGUGUACAACUAGAAGAACAUUUUGGCACCAGAACAGUUCUUCAACACAUGAACUUUUAUCUGAUGAAUCAUGUCAGGUGCCGGCUACAUUUUCGGGCAAGAUGUGGCGGAGCGCUUUUUGCACUUAAACGGUAUGGACCAUAUCGUUCGUGCGCAUCAGCUAUGCAUGCAAGGCUACCAGGUUCUUUUUGAC